This is a messenger RNA of Photinus pyralis (common eastern firefly), 6264 nucleotides long. It is a transcript of the gene Hyccin, whose product is annotated as hyccin. Gene Ontology annotation, biological process: phosphatidylinositol phosphate biosynthetic process; protein localization to plasma membrane. Gene Ontology annotation, cellular component: plasma membrane. The transcript has 6 exons. The coding region runs from base 244 to 1515 and encodes 423 amino acids. NCBI's taxonomy places the organism in Eukaryota, Metazoa, Arthropoda, Insecta, Coleoptera, Lampyridae. The record is from RefSeq and is a predicted model, not a curated record.
ACCUAUUUACAAUACUAACCUCAAUUUUCAAAAAAAUGGAACAGUUUUGACAGUUUCAGCUGUUGCAUAUUAUAUCGUUUUAAAUUUUGAGCUGUUUUUAAUUUGUUGUGAUGCGGGCGAAUUCGAAAUAUAGACUUUCCAUUAAAAAAUUAGCUGAUACAUCCACAUCCAUGACUAAUAAGAAAACUAUUUUAUUAUAACCCAACUUUCUAACACCAACAGUUUUCAUUUAAGAUAUCAAUUAUGGCAGAUGUAUUAAUUUUGGAUUGGCUAGAGGAAUACGAGUCACUUACGGAGAGUGAAAUUCACACGUAUUCGACGGAACAAGAACAGAACUACGAAGUGAUGAAGGCAUUGUACGCCUUCUUGGAAGAUCCCAAUAAAUCUAAGGUGGAAAAUUUCCUAGAUAGAGUGUGCCAACAACUCUUUAGUUUUUAUAGAUCCGGGGAACAAAAUUUAAAGUAUUUUACUAUGCAAUACAUUCCUUCAUUAGUAUUACUAAAUUUGGCGAAUACAAAAGGAUUUCCGAGCGUGGGGACCCUACUAUUAAGUAUUUACAAUCUUGAGGUUGUCGAUAAUAAGGGCCAGUCUCAUAUUAUCUCCUUCCGUGUGCCAAGCAUAGCUCAAUCGUCUAUUUAUCACGAUUCAUCAAAUUUGGAACCCGCAUUUAUCGCCGAAAACGCUCUUAGACGUUGGGAGGAAUGUAAUAGUAAAUUGGUGAACUGGGGCCCAUUACCUCAAGUAGAAAACUUAAAUGCACAAAAUCGACAACGGGUCGUUACGGCUCUUAUGUUUUUGUAUAAUCAGCAUAUUGGAAAAAUAUUUGUAGAUUGUCUUGAGUACGGAUGCAGGACCAUUUCUAGAUUAGUUAGCCAAGGGUUUGCAAGUAGUGGAAGUUCCAGAGCAUCGGUGGAUAGUGACAGUUCAUAUAAUUCAAUCUCACAUCGUUUGAUAGUAUCUAGUCCGUUGCUCUUAGAAUUCCUCCACGUAAUUUACCACUGUGUGGUGCGCGGUGUCAACGAGUCUACCCAUACGUUUCAUGAAGUAACGCGUCGAGGUAUAUACGAAUGUUAUCCAGAUGUGCUACUAGUUUCUCACGCGAUUCAAAAUCUGUUCCAUCGAUCGCCUAGUGUUCCUGUAGCGGCGCCGCAACCUCACGUGGUCUCCAAGUCGAUGAUAACGAAUGCAUCGUUUAGGACGAAAAAACUUCCAGAUGAUAUUCCGAUUCAGGCUGAUGAGAGCGCGGAAGGCGUGCUCAGCUCAAUUACGGAGGAGCAAGAAGAUAACGAGAAGACGCGAACAAGAUCAGGUAGCAGUGCGCUUAAACAUUUGCCUAAGCUGCCGGGGUUGAAUAAAAAACCUAAGGUAAUUAAAAAUAGUCCCACUCCACAGAGAAAUAGCUUGGGAUCGGAGAGUAUAGAAAUGCAUUACGGAAGUGGUGAUCGUGUGUCGGUCGCCUUCACCGACGGAACGUCGGACGAUGUGCCGCAACCGCUACAUGUCAGUGCUGUUUAAAGGUUUGCAUAGUUUAAAUUUAUCAAUAGUAUUUAAAAGCAAUUUCCAAAUAGUUAAUGUUUUAGGUUAGGGUUCGUUGUUAUAAGUAGUGUAUUACAAAAUGGAAGCCUAGUCGAUAAAUUUAUUUUAUGUAAAAAAGAUUUUAAAUUUUAUGUACAGGGUGUGCCUACUUAAUUGCAUUUAACACUUGAAUAUCAUUUCGUCUUUCAAUUUUGUGUGUAUUCGAUGUUUUUAUCUAAUUGCAAAGCAUUUGCGAACACCAUGGGGGGUACAAAGAAAGAGUGCCAGACAAUCUUUAUAAAUUUUGCCUCAGCCCCAAAGGAGUUAGGUCAGGACACCGAUAUUUUUCGUAUUGCCACAGGAGUAUCCUCCAUUUCUAGGGGGCGAUCUCCUUCUUUGACCUAUCAUGGCAGCUAAGCAACAACAUUGUUAGGCCGUCUGUGUUAACAACGUAUAUCUGCGGCAAGCUUAGAAAAAUGUAGCAAUAAUUUGUCAAUUUUACACGUCGUAAUUUGUUGCUGAUUAGCAUGAGAACAAAGAGAAAGGUUUGUGAAUUUUGGUGUUAAGUGUCUAUUUAAUGCAAUAACUGCAAUUAAUAAAACGUUUGGGCAUGGACCACGGGCAGAAACUAAAUUACUACGAAUUACACAGUCCGCAUUGGAUGCAGUUGCAAUUGUACUUUCUAACAUUGACAUUGUGUAGUGUAAGUCAAGGUAACACGAAGGUUUGUUUUAAUAUCAAAUUAAUUUUGUUUGUCUGUAGUUAGUAAUGGAAGAUACUAAAUUGGACAUAUGACGUAAUCUUCUCUCUACGUUCAGUUCCCAAACACACAGCCUCAGUACAUCAUUUUCUUGAAAAUUGACAAGCAAAUAGUCAGGGUGUCCUGAAGAUGACCUGAAAAUGAUUACAGUUAGUCCACUUUCAAUACAUGGUCAACCGCUUCUUUUUUAUGAAGUGGGUAUUGUGAUCUUCUUGUUUUAUAUUAAGCUCUAUAAGACCUUGGUAGGUCACCUGUUUAUGAUGCUACUAGAUUUUUCUGUUUGAAUUGAGUUCAUGUGAUUUUGAACAUUCUGUGGCGGCAAAAAUACUUAAACAAGACACAAAAAACUGCUUAUAUGGCCAUACAGUAGCGCUUGCAUACGUGCCCGUUCAAUAGCGCAUGCGUUACCUGUUGCGAUUUGAAAAGUGUUGACGUUCAUAUUAUCAUUCUUGACAAUAAAAUGAUGCGAACUACUUUAUUUAAAACAGUAAUUGCCAACAAUGGAGGAUAAUACAACAGAAAAAGAGGUACAAGCAUACAUAUAUGCAUGUUAUAAUUCAGAGAAUAAUGUUUUUGUUUGAAAUGUUUGCGGAAGGAUGAGAAUUCUUCUCGGUGCUGGUAUCGAAUUUACAGUUUAAGAAAUAAUAAUAAAUAAUAAAUGACAAAGAUUUUAUAGAAUAAAUCAUAAAUAAUUUAUCUAAUUCCUUAAGUUUUUCCCUGGGUAACAUGUAGAAGAAUGGAAAUAACAAAUUUAAUCAGGAAGAUUCACUCAGCCCGUUCGUUAGAAGUGUUUAACUUCACAACCAUAAUCGACCAUUGCGAAUCGAUAUCUCUUAAAAGUGAGUACCCUUUUGUACAAUCGAAUCCUUGAAUUCUUAAGAAAUUUGUUGAGUGCCAGCUGAAAAAGUUUCCAGGGUUGCGGCGAUUAGUCAAAAUUAAUGUAGAUUUUAAUUUUAGGUUCACUUAUAUUAUCAUCCUGUGUGCCUAUAUCCCGUAGUUUUUGGUUAUUGGCAUUUUUUGAAUCAAAUAUUCUUAUUCUUUCAUUAGGUGUGGUAGGCUUUGGAAGCAAACUAUUUGAAAUGCCAUUCGAAUUAACAGUGUUAUCUUAGGUUCAAAUUAGUUUGUCCAGUUUAUUCACAUUGUAUUGUUUUUAAUUUGUUGGUUAUUUAUGGUGAGAAUAAUAAAAUGCCAAUAACUGAAAAUCUACCACAGUGGCCCUAAAAUUCAAAUUUCUAUUCAUUUGGAACAUCAGAAAGUUUUUGACAUUUUGCAGUCCUUUUUCAAGACUUUCAGCGGUCACUCAAAAAAUUCCUUGGAGUGAAAUGAUUCGAUUAUAUGAAAAUGAGCACUCGCUUAUUAUGAACCGUUUAAGAGAUAUGAAUUUUUGAAUGGAGCUUCCAAAUGUUUAGAGGAAAAUUGACAUAUGUCAAAAACUAGGAUAGAUAGAUAGGUACGCAAAUCUUAAUUGCGUUGAAUUCAGAAUAAAAUGGCGCAUUUACAAAAAAAAUAGAAAAUGGUAUGUUUCUAUCUAACCCAGAUGGCGCCAACUUCCGGUAUUUACAGCAGCGACGUUCUCUUGUAAUUAUUAUCUUUCAAUUCGCUAUGAUCGAUUAUGGCUGUGAACUAAAUUUCAUAUUUCUAUUUCACUGCAAGUUUUAAAACUUUUAACGAAUUGGUUACGUGAAUUUCACUGUAUAGGUUUCUCACCAUGUUCAAUUCCAGGUGUUUCACCCUCCGGUACCCGCUUGAAAAUCAGUGAUCGAUUACCUGUUUCAGUCUCACAGACCGAUAUCAAUCUUAUGGGCACACUUUUGAUUCAUUUGCAAAAAAAGUUGUGAAAUAAAGUAAUAGUGUACCAAAACCAAGUGCACUUACCGGGUACCGGAGGGUUAACGUUAAUCUCAUUUUUCAAUUUCUUCAGAACCGUAAGAUUCUCCUCCCAAAACCUCAAUUGUAUAAUGUUACAGUGCCAAUUGUAAAUGUGCAUUCUUUUGCAUAGAGUGGAAUAAAUGUUUACACAGGUUCUCCAGCACCUGCCGUAGCUAUAGUGUGGUGGCCCAUUUUUGACACCUGUAUAGAGGUUAUUUUACUUCUAUAAAAAAAAAAUAAUAUGGCGUCACGUGCGUAAAACCUGAAAUAGUAAAAUCAAAAUUUAAAAAAUUUUGUAGGAUAUAGGGGAUAUUAAAAAAAUGGUCAAUUUCAGAACCAAAAGGUAUACAGAAAAAUGUUGUAUACAAAAGUUUCUUCAUGACGAUUGUGGAAUGAAUAACCUACCGUUUUUAUAAAUGUAACCCGGUAUAUUUUAAUCUAAAAAGAGCAUAUUAAAUUCUUUUUUAAAAAUAUAACGCCCAAAAAAUUCAUAAAAGAUUGAAAACUAUUUUUUGGGUCACUUGAACUUUUUUUUAAUUUUUUAAAAAUAUUUAUUCUAUCUUUUUUUAAUCUUUUUGAAUAUCAUAUAUUGUGCGCAUAUAUUUUUGGGAAGUGAAUUAAUAUGUCAUCUGUUUCAUUUCAAAAAUAAGGUUAGGUCCGACAACUUUGUGUAGACUUUUCUGAAAUUUGACCCAAAGUUGGUAUUUUUUAAAUGCAACAUCCUGUGUGUUUUUACGUCAAUUUUUUUGCAUUUUUUUUAUUACAUUGAUGUAUCACAACCUAUAUUUUUUUUAAAUUUUAGUCAUGAACCAAAAAUAAAAACCUGAUUUUUUACAGUUUUUAAACAGUAGACCAUGAAUUCAUCAAGAUUUUGUUUUGUUUAUUGGAUACGUGGUAACUAAGGCAUCCGAUAGCAAUGAAUGAAAAUGGUUAACUGCCAUUUCAAAAAUUUUAAAGAUAUGAUAUAAUACAUAAUAAUAUCUAAUUAGGUAUAUAAAGAAUAUAGGUUAUGAUACUUUAUUAUAACGGGCGAUCAAAAAUGAGUUGCUGUCGAGUCACACUUGGAAGUUCAAGUUAAGUACGAUUUCCUAUGUAACCAAAACUUCCAAAGAUGACUCGACAGCAACGCAUUUUUGAUCGCAUAGUACAUCAAUGUAAUCAGAAAAAAGAGUGCAAAAAAUUGAAGUUGAUAUACAGGGUAUUGCAGUUAAAAAAUACUAGCUUUGGGCAUUGAUUAAAUAUUAAACAAUGCUUCUAUGGAUUCUAUGUCAAAAUAUCUAAAACAAACAGACGGAGCUCCAGAUUCUGUUUGUGGUCACAAAAAAGUGGCUGAGGGUCGCACUGGAUAUAUACUCCGUUUUUCAAUUUUUUGAAACUUAAUAGUCAGUUCCAUUUGGUGUAGUGGGGUUAGGUACAAGAACGCAUGCAAAUACAGUAACUCUUCCAUUAAACUUAGAAAAAAAUGUGUACAUGAAAAUAAUUGGGGAGCUUGCAAUGUCUUUAAAAUUCGCCUGUGGUCACAUGCAUCAUUUCUAUUGUAUUUAAUACUUCAACCAGGUGCUUAUUUGAAUCACUAGGGCUAACACACUUACCAAAUGCCCAAUACACAACUUAUAGUAUCAUCAAGUAACCUCAUUAUUAUCGUCUUUUAUUAUUGUUAUGACUUAUGUAGGUUUCAAGAAGAGUAUAAUAUAGGAUCUCUCCGCAACUAAACUUAAAACGGGUACUAUGUUGCUUAUUACAGUGUUAUGUCUUUGCCUUUUUGUAUGUUAUGCAAUAGAAGGUUAUCAAAUUAAAUUUCAUUUAAACUUGUGCCAUGUAAGAUUUCUUCUAAUUCCUACAUACGUUAUCGUUUUUCAUUCCUAGAAACAUUAAGACAGUUGAAUUCUAGUCAUACUUGCCAAUAAAAUUGGCCUUGGUGUGUGUAAAUAUUAUCUGGGAACUAGAAAAAAUUAUAUUAACAAUAUACUUACACUUAUGAUAAGUUGUCCGAUUAACAUAUGGUACUCCAUAGGAAUUGUGUAUUUGGAAAUAUAAUUUCACGCUUAGAAGUACUGUAAAGUAUAAGAUGUUAAUUAUUUUUAUGUAUGUACUUAUGUAAAUAUCACAAAUACCUAUCA